UUUCUAUGAUUUAUAUAGGCAAUCCAAAAUUUCAUUCAAUUAUCUGGAGUAAUGAGGAUGCAAGAUCCUUUUUACUUUUGGCUGGAUUUGAAGAGGUUAAAUAUAAAUUAUAUAACUUAAUUUGUGUUGCAUAAGCUUGUCAAACUUACUAGGAGUAAAAAAAAAUACCUGUGGUUCCGGUUUCAUAUCGUGAAAAAAUUAGGGUCGGUAGGUCGGAAAUAAAGGGCGAUUUGGUUUAAUAAUUAGUGUGACAACAGACGCCAUUUUGGCACGCUGUACCUGUACGAGCAGCCCGCCUGGAGACCACCUGGAGAAAAUAGACCACCUGGAGCGGACCACCUGGAGAAAAUAGGGUCGCACAGGCGGUCGCGUUGAAAAAAAUAAUAGGGUUGGCAGAAAAAAAUAGGGUCGGUCGGGAACUGGAACCACAGGUAUUUUUUUUACACCUUAUACAGUGUAUACAUCUACAGUAUGUAAUUCAUGCAGCCCCUGCUGUACUGUAUAUUAUUAACCCAUUAUUAAAGUUGCAUUACACCCAAUGUGCAUUACUUUAUUAUUUCACUCUGUCUAACGCCAGACAACUUGUCACAGGGAGUGUGCAGUGAGUGGCACUCAAUGGGUUGUUAAAUCAUAUAAUUUUCUGUUACUUUAGUCUGAUGACUUCUUGGUGUUACCAGAAGGAGUGCAUCUUGAUGAAGUAAAAGCUACAUUGGAUACUGUAAACGUAGAUAAUGUACAGGCUAAUCCAGAUACCAACACCAAACUCACCACAUCACAACAACAACCUCCAACCAGCAGUGUUCUAAAGUUGAGAGGGUCAGCAGGUACUUCAUACAGUUAGUUGUAUGCAGGGGCAACAAGAGGUUGCGUGGGGCCUGGGGCAAAACUUUCCCAGGGGUCUCUACGAUGUCAUAAUUGUAAAACAGGACAAGUAAUGUUCUACAUUACUGAAUAUUUUACUUUAUUGCAUAUUAUCUGGCACAGACACAACUAAAGCCCUGUUUACACUACGCUCAAUUUUUGGUACGGCACGGAUAAAAUUGGUACCCGUACCACUUUUUUUGGUUUUUGGACUAUCUAUUUAGCUAAGCCCCGUUUACACUACGCUCAAUCUUUGGUACCAUACCACUUUUUGGUUCUUGGACUACCUAAAUAGGUAGUCCAAGAACCAAAAAAGUGGUACAGGUACCAAUUUUAUCCAUGCCGUACCAAAAAUUGAGCGUAGUGGUAUAUUUUCCUGUGUUGCGAAAAUUUAAGAAACUUUGUUGCAUUGAAGACAUGUAACUUGAGCUAGGGGCCAAGACAAACUGCCCCCCUCCCCCCCAUACUGGUUGUAUGUACUGUACAUGUAUGUAUUGUACUUGAAUGUACUGUAACCUGACGUUUAUCCCCAAUUCCUAACGCAGGGUUUGUCUUUAUACAUUAGAUUCCAGUAUGUUUGAUGAGACUGUGAAAGCAGAUAUGACACUUUUGUCAUACAUGAAAGAAAUGGGUAAGUCAGAAUAGAAUUUAUGAUUGUAAUGUUGAAGUUAUGUUUCCAAAAUGAAACCUGCAUCUUGAAAUCCUUGGAUUGGACUCAGGGUCUGAGUUCAGUAUGCCAAUAUCCACAGGAUACUAAAUUUGAUUUUGGAUACCAAACUGCGAAUGACUUGUAUCCGAUUGGAAUAUAUUACAAAUUUUCAAACAUUAGGAUAAUGUUAAAUGUCACUGGUAGGCUCCCAACAGCUUUGAAUACUAUGAGUCUCAGCCUUCUUGAGUCUCUGGUUGUUACUGAGCAUUUUAACAACUACUGAGCAUUUUAACAAAACACAAAACAAGUGUAACUCUGAAGAUAUGGUGACCAGUAGUGUGGGAUACUGGAUUCUCAGAUGGGAUACUAGUACUUGGAUAAUUUUUUUUUUAAAUUUCAUACCCUGCAGCCAAACGUCAAGGUUACAGUACUAUCAAUGUUUAACCCACUGCAGGAUGUUAAAAUUAUUAAUUAUUAUACAGGGUGUAUAAAAAAAGGUAAUCGAACUUCAGCGCGCUAUUAUACGUGAAUCACUGGGCGUAUGAACAAUUGGUUUUCAUAUUCGGAAAGAUCAGGCGUUUAGUUAUUGAAUGACAUGCUUUUCAUACCAAGUGGAGAAAAAAUAAGCGCGUACGAGGCCGAUCAAAAAUGUUAGUCAAAAUUGCAUAUUUUCACCUCUGUGCCUAAUUAAAGCAAUGCCUAACAAAAGAAAAAGCAAUUAAUCACGAACGUGUCGUAGCUUAGCUAAUUUAUUUAUUAUUCCUACUAUAUUUAUUUAUUAUUCCUACUACUAUAUUAUUCCUACUUAAUAAUAAUUAUGAAUAUGUGCGUCGUUCAUUGUGAAAUUCAUCAACUUAAGUACCAAAGGGGGUUCAUUUUCAAUGGUUUUAGACCCAACUCUCAACAGUGAAAAUAUGCGAUUCUGACUAACAUUUUUUAUCGGAUUCGCAUUUGCUCAUUUUUUAUCCAUUUGGCAUGAAGAAGAUAUCAUUCAAUAGCUAAAAGCAUGAUCUUUCUCGUUCAUACGCAGAGUAAUUCAGAUACAAUAGCGCGCUGAAGUUCAAUUACGUUUUUUUUUAUACUGUACACCCUGUACAUGUAAAUCUGGUCAACAUGUCAGGCUGUCAACUGGGUAUAUUUUAUUAUUGAAAGGAUUUGAUGUGGCUGUUGCUGAGAAAGCUUUGUUGAUAACUAAGAACCAAGGAGUUCAACCUGCAAUUGACUGGUACAGUACUGUUUAUGUAUGUCUUAACCCAUUGAGUGCCAGCACUUUCCCCUUGACCAGUAAAACUGUCUAACGGUGGACAAUAAUACAGUAGGGCACAAUAUGUCACUUAACAUACAGUACCUAUAUGAUACAGUAGAUAUGCGAGAAUGACAUGGCAUGAAAAACAGUGCUAUCGUAACAAGGCGGCGGCCGGAACACCGGCGGUUGUUAUCAGGUUGACCAUUGUCUUCUUUCUUUGUAAUCUAUUGUGCAUCAAUGUCGCCUUUAACCAAUAAAUAGCAAGAAUAAACUAAUAAAGUCAGAUUUGUACAAAUUAAUUACUGUAUUGUAUAAAUCCCAGAACUAGCUACAACCUUACUAUACCAAUGCGAUGAAGAUUUGAAGAAGAAAUGUUUGGCAGAAAUCUGACCAACUUAGAGUUCAAGUCACAAGUUGAGUCAUUUCAGUGUCUGAGCGAGUCUCUCGAGUGUAAUGUGUCCCUGUGAUUCGAUUCCUGCCAGAUGGCCUAUACUGUACAGUACAUGUAGUUGCAGCUGCCCCUGGUUAGGUCUAAAAAUGCAUGUACAGUAUACAUGUACCUGAAAUUUCUAGGAUCAACAGCAAUCCUGAUAAAGUGACUGAAAUCCAAAUGGCACAAUUCCAUCAACCAAGCACGCCCAGUGAAACUGUUGUACAAGAAAAGAUUGGAGAUAACCGUCAUGCUCAUCCUGUUGCAACAACUUCUGAAGUAUGUGAAACAUAAUUGGUCUGGUUCAUAAAAAAUACGGUUCAUGAUUUGGUCCCACCAUUUCAUCGGAUCUUAACCAAUAGUUACUUGACCAUCUAGCUAGGCAUAACUAACGAACGGUUCCUAAUGUCUAUACAACUACUGUAUAGGUAACCAUACUCUUCUACUAAGACCGUUAAUUUUGCACUAUAUUUAACCUUUGUUUAAAUUAAAUUGACAUCGUUUGAAGUAUUAUUUGUAUUUUUGAAAUUUCAAGGCAGGUCCAGUUUCACGAUAUCAAACUACUAUUGAUGAAAGACAUCGCUUUCAAGAACGAGUUAGAUUGGAAGCAAUUGAAGCAGCAAGGUACAAUUACAUGUUAUUAACAAAUUUUUCACACUGAAACAGGAUACAAAGCUUUAAUAGGUCAACAUUUUUGAAAACGAUGCUUGUGAUGUUACUCUGAGUGUAUAGCCUAUAGGAACUAGACUCGGUUCCGAAAUAUCACAUACUCGAACCGACCUGACCGCGUAGUUCAGUUGGCAGAGCAUUGGGCUAGUAUUCCAAAGGUCGUACUGUAGGUUCGGUUCCCACCGUGGCCAGGCAUAUUUUUCAAGCUUGCCCGGUGUGGAUAUACACUCAGAGUAACAUCACAAGCAUCAUAUUCACCUAAGUACAUUACACCAACACAGAAAAAAUCAUUUUUGAAAACAUUAGGCAUUUUUACAACAUAACAUUUACAAUAUACUGUAAUUAUCUACAAUCUCCAUAACAAAUACUAUUAAUUGUAGAUUGUAAAAUUAUAGUUAAAAUAAAUUAUCAUACUUUUGAAAAUAUUUACAGUUAUACCUUAUUCAAGUUUUUUUUGUACUGAACAUACAAAAGUGAAUAGCAUUACUGUACAUGCAGGAUCGAAACGUUACUUCUUAGUCAAUUAGCUCUUGUUCAAAUACAUAAGGCGUUGUACUGUACCUAUAAAACCUACAGUAAAUCUGAAUAAAAUUUUGUUUAUUAAGAUUAGAAAAGGCUGAACAGAAAAGACAAAAACAAUAUCUGUUGAAGAAUCUUGAAGAUGAGAAAAAAGAACGAAGAGAAAAGGUACAUACGUAUUACCUCUAGUACAACUGCAUGAGUGCAAUUUCUUCCAUAAAUGCCUCCUCCCCUAAACAAAUGCAAAGUGGAAGGGGAAUGUUCGGCAAUUCCUAGGUGUAUGUUUACCGGCUGCGAAGGCAUACAUGCAUUACAGUACUUCAUAUGAUUAUUUGUUUGUUUGCAUGGUGAUAAUAUAAUAUUUGUUUUGGUUUGUGGAAAACUCCACGUACAGUAUUGAAGAAUCUUAUAUUAUUAGCGCUGAUGAAGAUCGAAGCUUGUACGGAUCGAAACGAAAGCUUUGCAAUAACAAUACAUGUACAUGUACAGUACUACUUGCUAUCUGCGUACUUACUUUUUGCUAGUACAUACUUUACCAAGCCCAAGAUAUUCAUCACCGUAAUUUAGUUGGUAUAUCAUGUGUAAGUCUGACAUGUCUUGGCAUAAAAUAUGAUUGGACUGAUGGCAUGACUAAGAAAUGUUGGAGUCGAUUGUUUGUAUACUGUAUGCUAUUGUGCGUAGUUUGACUAUACUUUUCAGAAAUCUGUAUUAUAUGUACUUUACUGUAAAGACUAGGUACACAUCGAGUAUUGAAUUUGUACUAGCUCAAGUACCUAAUAAUCAUUGACGUACCAGUCGGGUACGACUAAAAUUUUUGAAUUAUCGCACCCUCAAUGCUGCCAUCUCAUUGUAUGUUCCUGACUCCUGAGGACAUCUUCGAAUGUGCAAUCAAGUUAAUCCUGAAAGGCAAAGUAGGACACGAUUGAAAAUUUCUCAUUUUGAUUCUUAGGGUGAAAGGGUAAAAAGUAUGAGAAUGCACGAUGGCUCUGCGACAACGCCUGGCACAGGGGAAGGGUCACAUGAGACAGGAGAAUCUGAAGACAACGACAGCUUGUCUCUACGAAUAAGGCUACCCGAUGGCAAA
Messenger RNA from Paramuricea clavata, 5458 nucleotides. The record is from the annotation of a GenBank genome assembly. Lineage: Eukaryota; Metazoa; Cnidaria; Anthozoa; Malacalcyonacea; Plexauridae.